Molecule: messenger RNA, 939 nt
Organism: Penicillium concentricum
Lineage: Eukaryota; Fungi; Ascomycota; Eurotiomycetes; Eurotiales; Aspergillaceae
Product: NmrA/HSCARG family protein
Exons: 1
Coding region: 1-939 (312 amino acids)
Source: RefSeq, a predicted model, not a curated record
AUGUCCAAGACACUUGCUAUCUUCGGUGCCACCGGUCAACAAGGCAGCUCCGUCCUGAACCAUGUCCUGAACGACCCAGAGCUCUCCCAACAGUACAAGAUCCGGGCCAUCACCCGCGACUCCACCUCCGAGAAGGCCCAGCAAUUGAAAGAGAAAGGUGAUAUCGAAGUUGUUGAUGGUGACGUGACCGACCCCGCCUCCCUGGCGAAAGCCUUGGCCGGCGUGCACACUGUCUUCGCUAUGACCACACCUGACAUUAGCCCCGACGCCUUCAACGUCGAGGUCGGUAAUGCCAAGCGAAUUGCCGAUACCGCCGUGGAGCAAGGUGUCGAUUAUUUCAUCUGGAGCACUCUACCCUCAAUUCGCGAUCUCUCCAACGGCAAAUACAGCUCCGUCGUCCCCUUCGAUGCCAAGGCCGCCGCUGAGGACUACAUCCGCACUCUUUCUAUCAAGAGCGCCUUCGUUUCCCUCGGCUCGUUCAUGGAGAACCUCCAGGCCCAGACUUUCUUGGCUCCCACAAAAGCUGCCGAUGGCACUUAUGUGCUCGCCCGUCACACCUCCCCCAAGGCCCAAUUCCCCUUGAUCGACGCUGUCGGUGACACUGGCAAGUUCGUCGGCGCUAUCCUCGCCGAGCCUGAGAAGUUCCAGGGAAAGCGACUCCACUGCGCCACAAAACUGUACACUGUCGAGGAGAUUGCUGCCCUGCUGUCCAAGAGUUCCGGAAAGACCAUCGUCUUCAAACAGAUCUCCACCGAAGAGUUCAAGGCAGGCUUGCCUUUCUUCCAGGAUGUUUUCGCAGAGGGAUUCAGCUUCAUGGAUGAUUACGGAUAUUUCGGCCCUGGCUCCGAGGAGUUGGUUGCAGAAGCUGCGGCUGCCGCCCGGGGCAAGCUCUCCACUUUCGAGGAGUACUUGGAGAGACACCCAUUCCAGCUUGCAUAG